Closterium sp. NIES-67 is the source of this 570-nucleotide messenger RNA. Lineage: Eukaryota; Viridiplantae; Streptophyta; Zygnematophyceae; Desmidiales; Closteriaceae. The record is from the annotation of a GenBank genome assembly.
GUAUAGCAUUCCAAGCGCGGCAGUCUUCUCCACAGCCAUGGCUUCCUCAGGAGCCGGCCAGCAGGCAGUGAAGGUCGUAGCUGAGUUAGCUAAGAGAUUGCGGCCGUCGUUCGUUAACGGAAAGUGGCGCGGCGCUGCGAUUUCCGCGAAGAACCGGGCGCGAUUGCGACGAGAGGCUCUACUGGCUGGCGAGGAAUGGCCUUAUGACGCUCCUCGGAAGGAGAUGAAGACCAAGAUAAAGGGCCACAAGCAUGACAAGGAGGCAGCAGAGAGGCAGGAAAAGAUUGCAGAAAAUAUGGCCAAGAUGCCUGAAUUGCUUGAGCAAAUGAAGAAACGGCAAAUAGAGGCAAAGAAAAAAUCCCCAAAGAAGCAGUGAAGCUAGACUUCAGCUCUCCUCUUACGCAUCCAAGCAAAUCAGUGGCGAAGUGUUGCAUGAGAAUAAUGCACUCAGAUUGCAGCUGACAUGGAUUUUCUGCCAGGUGCCACCAUUGCUGCUGCUUCUGGGGGUUUGUAGGUUGAUCCCAUUAUUAUGUACCUGUGUCAAAAGAUUCAUUAGUUCCUCCUCAAUCA